CUAGCAACAGCAAGAACGUACUACUCGGCUCUUUGCGAUGGACCCUUUCGAGUUCCGACCUUGGUAUCCAACGGGAAUCCGCGGUUUCGUUGCCGCCGGUGCGAGCAACUUCAUCGCCCUCUUCGACGAUGACAGUGUCCUCAAAUUCCCACUUGUACCCCCAGAGGAGAAAGAUAUCUAUAUAGCUAAAGGCAUGGAAUACCGCAGGAAUGUCAGAAAAGCCGCGGUCAAAGGUCUCGAGGUCGAACAGCAGAUACUCCAAGAAUUGGGGCAGCAUCCAAGAAUAGUUCGUUUCGUGCGGAAACAUGAAGACGGCCUGCUACUCGAAUAUCUGCCAAACGGAUCAGUUGAGAGAUAUCUACGAAACGUCGCUCCCGCCACGUCAUUGGCCCAAAGAUUAAAAUGGGCGCGCCAGGCUGCAGAAGGCCUUGCGUAUAUCCACGCGAAGAACGUUCUUCACUGCGAUUUCAGCGUCGGCAAUCUCCUUGUCGACAACGACUUGUCGAUUAAGCUCUGCGACUUCCAAGGAAGACUUCUAGGUCCUAGUGGGGCAGUCAUUCUCAAUGGCGGGGCCGCUGAAAGUACCAUGUCUUCAAUGCCACGGGCGGAUCGGAACCACUGCGACCGCAAAACAGAUAUAUUUGCCUUCGGAACGGCGCUCUACUUUAUGGUGACGGGAAAGCCUCCUUUUCCUGACCUGGACACCAUAGAUGACAAGGACGAGAUCCGCAGACGAUUCGAAUGCCGCGAGUUCCCUUCCUUGGACUAUCAUCAAGGGGGUGAUGUAGUGCGCAAGUGCUGGACGGGCGGCUACGAAUCUGCUACUGAGAUUGCGCUUGACCUACGGGAAUUGGAAAGAGUGGGACGUGACACGACCGCAGCGGGAGCCUGUUCGCGUCCAUCAGGAUGCUGGACCGGUUCUUCCUAGCUUGCGAAUCGCGGAAUUCAAGGAG
This is a messenger RNA of Trematosphaeria pertusa, 953 nucleotides long. Its product is annotated as kinase-like protein. Gene Ontology annotation, molecular function: ATP binding; protein kinase activity. Lineage: Eukaryota; Fungi; Ascomycota; Dothideomycetes; Pleosporales; Trematosphaeriaceae. Bases 38 to 928 code for a protein of 296 amino acids. The record is from RefSeq and is a predicted model, not a curated record. Gene Ontology annotation, biological process: protein phosphorylation. The transcript has a single exon.